UUAGUUUCUUUUAUUUGUGAAAUAGCUGAAAUGCGUAUGUCGUUCCCAGCAAUUAUUUCGCUAAUUUUGUAAAAGAGUUUGGGUUCGGCUGUAUGAAAGAUGUGUUGAUUGUUUGUUGUAAUAAUUUCAUAUAUACUUAGUACAUAAACAUUUUGGAUUGAUUACAAACUCUUUACAGUUAAAGAAGUAUUGACGCGUGUACCUGAAUAAAAUAAUUAUUGCCUUCUAACUAUAUAAAUUGGCAAAGUCAAUAUACACUGUAAAAAAGUAGCUGAAUUGUUUGCUUCCGAGUAAGUUACCAGCUCUGAUUAUUUAUAAACGACAAAAAAAAAAAAAAAAAAAAAAAAGAAACGUGGAAUUGUAGACGGAAAUGUCUACAGAAGAAGAAGUCGACACGAAUCCAUCCAAUAGCAUCGAUAAUGAUAUUGCAGGUUCAAAUAAUUUUGGAAUACCGAUUACCACCAAUAAUGUCAAUAAUAACUACGUAAGCUUCAACCAAUUUAUUAUGCCACAUAACUUUCAUAGCGGAGAUGGCAGUUUCCAUUCGGCAACUUUGACUUCAACGUCAACAUCUGAUCCAAAUAUAAAUAAUGCAUUUAAUACUGUUGUCAACAGAGCAAAUAAUGGGUUUGUAAACCCAACAAUCAAUAAGAAUAGCUCCUAUCAUUAUUUUCAGCAACCAAAUGACUUAUAUUGUAAUCCUCAUGCGUACUUUUAUAAUGGCGGUACUUCAAAUUCAAUAAGUUAUAGUGAUUUAGCCACAUAUAAUACCAGUAGUACCUUUGCCGUUAGUAGUGUGGAUUUUCAAGGAAAUGCUAAUAAUAAUCCCGUUAUAUCAAAUCCGUUUGCUGAUGUGUUUCAAAUUAGAUCAUCAAAUUUACAUGCAACAGCACCAGAAUUUUUUCCACGUUUUAACAAGCUUUCGUUAAAUGAUCCAAUUGAGGCUAACAGCAAUCAGUAUAAUGUAUUGCCAACGACUACUAACAAUAGUGAUUUAAUAAAUUCAGAAAGACAAGAAAUUGAGCAAAAUCCACUGGAACUAACAAAUCAGUUAUGCACACCUGUGAAUAAUUCACGUAUCGACUGUAAUAAGAAAAAAUUUGAUAAGUCUGCUAUGAGCACUAUUCCUUCUAGCUCUACAUCUUUGUUUCCUGCUUCAUUCAAUGAAAGUUCUUCAAAAAAUAAUAGAAAACAUUCAAAUAAUAUAAUGAAUGGAACAUCUGCACGAGUCGACCGGGACCGUGAUAAUAGACGUUAUCAAAAUUCACGAAGAUCAGAAACUUUCAACGAUCGAGAAGAUAGUAAUCAUAAUCGUCAUCGUUAUGAAAAUCAUAGAAGCAAUAAACGACGUGAUGACUGGAAUCGCAAUAGAGAUCGUAUUAAUGGAUUUCGCGUUGAAGAAAAAUAUUCUUCUGAUAUUAAAGAUAGUCCUAUAUCUUCACCAGAAAAGAAAUCGUCUCCAAAGAAGGAUGGUGAAAAUGAGAAAUUAACGCAGCGUGAAAAGCUGAUUCGGGACAUAGAGAAUCGAUGCCUCGAAUGUUUAGUUUGCGUUGAAGUAAUCAAAACUCAUCAAUCAGUUUGGUCUUGUAAUAAUUGCUAUCAUUUAUUACAUUUGAAUUGUAUCAUAAAAUGGGCAAACACUUCGAAAUCGGCUGAUGGCUGGCGUUGUCCAGCUUGUCAAAAUGUCGACAAAGAUGUGCCGCGUGAUUAUUUCUGUUUUUGUGGAAAGGUUAAAAAUCCUCAAUAUUCGCGUCAAGACUUGGCGCAUUCAUGUGGUGAGGUCUGCGGCCGUGUUGAUGGAUGUAUCCACGCCUGUACAUUACUUUGUCACCCUGGACCUUGUCCUCCUUGUCAGGCAAAUGUGUUACGUGAAUGUGGUUGUGGUAAAACUAAAAGAUUAAUGCAAUGCUGCCUUAAAGAUUUUAUUAAAUGCAAUUCUACAUGUAAUAAAUUCUUAAAUUGUGAGGUGCAUAGAUGCAAAGAAACUUGUCACGAAAAUAAAUGUGAACCUUGCACAGAAAAAAUUGAUCAAAAAUGCCAUUGUCAUGAUGUUGAGCGUCAAAUAACGUGCUCUAAGGAAACACAUGAUAAGCACGUUUAUUCUUGUGGCAAACCGUGUAAUAAGAAUUUAUUAUGCGGCAAUCAUAAGUGCAAAGACUGUUGUCAUCCUGGUGAAUGUCGAACCUGUAAGGUUAGUCCUGAAAAUGUUACCACUUGUCCUUGCGGUAAAACGUCUAUAUUGAAAGAACAACGAGAAUCCUGUUUAGAUCCGAUACCAGUUUGUGAAAAUGUCUGCGGUAAAGUAUUACGAUGUGGCAAACCAGCACAUCCUCAUAGUUGCACUAGCAAAUGUCAUGCUGGAAAUUGUCCACCGUGCAACAAGCAGACUGCUGUGAAAUGUCGUUGUGGUCAUAUGGACCAAAUGAUUAAAUGCCGUCAACUUUCUACUCGCGCAGAUGAUGCUAGAUGUAAAAAACGCUGUGUAAAAAAACGAUCCUGUGGUAAACACAAAUGUAAUCAAGAAUGCUGUAUAGAUAUUGACCACAUUUGUCCACUGCCGUGUAACUACACGCUAUCUUGUGGAAAGCAUAAAUGCGAUUUGCCAUGCCAUCGUGGUAAUUGUCCACCAUGUUAUCGCUCUUCUUUUGAAGAAUUGUAUUGUGAAUGCGGUGCUGAAGUUAUAUACCCUCCGGUUCCAUGCGGAACAAAGCGACCAACUUGUAACCGCCCGUGCUCACGCACACAUAAUUGUAAUCAUGCUCCUCAACACGGUUGCCAUUCAGCAGGGGCAUGUCCGCCAUGUAUGUUAUUUACUACAAAAUGGUGUUUUGGACAGCAUGAACAACGUCGCACUAUACCGUGCUCUCAAGCUAGCUUCAGUUGCGGGCUCGCUUGUAACAAGCCACUGCCUUGUGGACGACAUAAAUGCAUUAAACCUUGUCAUGAUGGAAGUUGUCAAACUCCAGGUGAAGUUUGCAAGCAAAAUUGUACUACAUUACGCACAACUUGCACACAUAAGUGUUUAGCAGCAUGCCACAAUGGAGCUUGCCCUGACACGCCUUGUAAAGAAAUGGUUGAGGUUCAAUGCGAGUGCGGCCAUAGAAAACAAAUGAGAGCAUGUUAUGAUUUAUCGCGAGAAUAUAGCCGUAUUGCAACCGCACAAUUGGCGUCAUCAAUGGCUGAAAUGCAGCGAGGCAAUUACAUGAAUUUAAAUGAAAUUUUAGCACCAGUUAAAACAAAUAAGACUCUUGAUUGCAAUGAAGAAUGCCGUUUGGCUGAACGAAAUCGUCGCAUUGCUAUUGGACUGCAAAUACGUAAUCCGGACACAUCGCAAAAACUUAUGACUAAAUAUUCAGAUUUUAUACGCGGUUUCGCCAAACGAGAUCCCACACUUGUUAAGUCCAUUCAUGAUGCACUUACUAACUUGGUAAAAUUAGCAAAGGAGAGUAAACAAAAAUCUCGCAGCCAUUCAUUUCCAACCAUGAACAGAGAAAAACGUCAAUUAGUGCAUGAAAUGUGCCAAAUGUUUGGUGUUGAAUCAGUAGCUUAUGAUUCGGAACCAAACCGCAACGUUGUUGCAACUGCCUAUAGAGAUAGAUCUUGGUUGCCUGCAGUAAGCGUUAUAGAUGUUAUACAGCGUGAAUCUGGACAAAGGCGAGUUCCUGUGCCAACCAACAAUGUGUGGGGCAACCGGAGAUAAAUACAGGAAUUAAAAACUUUUUUUUUAUACUUUUAAGUUUAUAGAUUGCUAAAUUCAAUUAUUCAAAUUCUUUUCUACAUUUUCUAAACACGUUUAAAAAUUCAUUACAUUUCUUUUAAAAAUUGCAUAAUUUUUCACAAAUAUCUCAAAUUCCACAAUUUUUUAAAAAUGCUCGCUGAAGCGAAAUUCCUUCAAAUAUUAAUAUUCAUUAAGAAAAUUUUAACAAAUUUUCUUACUAACUAAUUACAUGUAUGACAUCAAUUUCCAUAUUUGUAUACAGUAACGAACAAAUUGUAGGAAUUCAAUUAACAGAGAAAGAAAGAAAUUACGAUUUUGUAACAAAAUACGUUAAAUUAUGAGAUUAAAAAUGCUUUUU
This is a messenger RNA of Teleopsis dalmanni, 4076 nucleotides long. It is a transcript of the gene stc, whose product is annotated as protein shuttle craft. The record is from RefSeq and is a predicted model, not a curated record. Gene Ontology annotation, biological process: negative regulation of transcription by RNA polymerase II. Gene Ontology annotation, cellular component: nucleus. Gene Ontology annotation, molecular function: DNA-binding transcription factor activity, RNA polymerase II-specific; zinc ion binding; RNA polymerase II transcription regulatory region sequence-specific DNA binding. Lineage: Eukaryota; Metazoa; Arthropoda; Insecta; Diptera; Diopsidae. The transcript has 7 exons. The coding region runs from base 371 to 3700 and encodes 1109 amino acids.